Messenger RNA from Mya arenaria, 1466 nucleotides. Its product is annotated as LITAF domain-containing protein-like. Lineage: Eukaryota; Metazoa; Mollusca; Bivalvia; Myida; Myidae. The transcript is spliced from 4 exons. The record is from RefSeq and is a predicted model, not a curated record. The coding region runs from base 162 to 515 and encodes 117 amino acids. Gene Ontology annotation, molecular function: zinc ion binding.
AAUGCUCACAUGAGAAUCAAGUCAUGUGGAACGGAAGUGUUACGAAAUACACACAAAAUAGGAAGUUAUAACAUAAGAAAUCAAAAGUGUUUACGAUGAAGUGUUAAGGAUUUGUGGUGAUAGGAGUAUAACUAUUUCUUUAACAAUAAGUGGAAGACGGAAUGAGCGACCAACCCCCACCGUACGCGGAAAAGGGCACCGCCCCUCCCCCAAACGAGAACACUCCGAUAUCCGUUGGCGCGCCCCCGACUACGGUUUACGUGCAGCCACAAGCGUUCGUCGUGCAGCACUUCCGGGAGGUUCCCCUGCGCAUGCGCUGCAUGUUUUGCCAGGCGGACGUGGUUACCUCCACCUAUUUUGAGAACGGCACCCUCACCUGGCUCGCCUGCUUUCUGAUAUUCCUCUUUUUUCCACUAGGCUGCUGUCUGAUUCCGUUCUGCAUGGAACCCAUGAAAGACGUAGUUCACAGGUGCCCCAACUGUAACCAACAGGUUGGAAGGUUCAACCGGAUGUGAUAAGCAAACGUCAUGCAUAUGAUAAUUAUACGAUGAUUUGUUUAAUGCGGAAGUUUGGUUCCUUUAAUGUCAUUUUGCAGGAUUUCUAUGUAAAUAGUCGAUGUUCAGAAAGAUUCAAUAGUGAUUUAUCACCAUAAGAUUUCAGAGUACUUGAUUUUGUUACGUUGAUCUUUGUUUUUUAUAUUUUUGUUGUUGCUGUUAUUGGUUAGUUGUUGUUAAAUUUGCAUAAUAAGAAGUAUACAUAUGGCCUGAAUACAGUAGUUAUAUUGUUUUUUUUACUAAAUAUACGCACAUACACUCUAUUUUGACCAUUGUGUUGGUUUAUAUUUUGGAAAAAGAAGAAAAAAACUGGUUGCAUUUAGCCCCACUGCUAACCUUAUGACUUAUAGCAAAACUUGUGGAUAACCUUGGACAAAGAUGGAGAAUUUUGUCCAAAGUGCUUUUCUUCACAGCGACCUUCUGAGAAUAAUGUAAUAUAAUUGUUCUUGAAUUAUUACAAAUUCUUCCAAUAUAACAAAAUGUGUUCAUAUGUUUCAUAAAACCUGAUGUAAUCAUCUGUCGCCGUUAUUGUAGCGCAUACAGUCUCGCCUGCAGACCGAGAGGCCCUGCUGUCGGUGUAACAUUUCUUGAUUGUUAUUGUUUGUUAUUGUCUUUUUGUGAAUAUUGUUAUGAAACUAAUAUCAUAUUUAAACUUGUAUCACAUUUGAUUUUUGUUGGUUUUUUUCCCAAAAUUUCCAUACAGAAUAACAGUUGACAUUUUUGACAUAACAUUACAGCCAAUGUGCUUUAUAUUCAAAGGUGAAGCAAAAGUUUAAUUUUUAUUGUUUUAUCCUUUGCUAGAAGGAUUUUCAAUAGAUUUCGAGGAUUGGAUCAUUUAUAUUUUACCAAUGUUUUUAAGUUCAGUGGUGUGACAUAAAUCACUCUUGUAUAUAAAUAAACAAUGAAACUCUG